Messenger RNA from Quercus robur (English oak), 1524 nucleotides. RefSeq lists its product as uncharacterized. Lineage: Eukaryota; Viridiplantae; Streptophyta; Magnoliopsida; Fagales; Fagaceae. The record is from RefSeq and is a predicted model, not a curated record. Gene Ontology annotation, molecular function: nucleic acid binding; zinc ion binding. The coding region runs from base 427 to 1524 and encodes 365 amino acids. The transcript has 3 exons.
GCAGCUGAUUGUUGCAAUUGCAAGGGACCCCAAUGAAGAAUAUUUCCCUUUGGCUGUGGCAGUAGUGGAAGCUGAAACCAAGGACUCAUGGACUUGGUUUAUAAACCUAUUGCUAGCUGACAUUGGUGAUAGCAAGAGGUGGACAUUCAUAUCCGACCAACAGAAGGUAUUUCCAUAUUUUAUGUUUGUUUAUAACAUGAGAAAUAUGAACAACAAUUGUAUGUGAUGUAUAUAUACUUAUUUCUUGUUGUUUGCAUUUGGCAGGGAUUAGUGUAGUCAUUUGCAGAUAACUGGCCUUUUUAUGAACAUAGGUGUUGUUGUAGACAUUUGUACAACAAUUUGAGGAAGCAACAUCCUGGUCUUCUAAUUAGAGAAUUGUUUUGGAAAGCAGCAAAAGCAACUUAUGCACAUGAAUUUGAGAGGGCAAUGAAUGAGAUGAAAUAUAUUGAUGAGGGUGCAUACUUUUGGCUGAAAGGACACACCACAACAAUAUGGGCUAGACACAUGUUCAGGGGUGAUGGGCUAAGUGAUACUGUCCUCAACAAUAUGUGUGAAAGUUUCAACAGUAGGAUAAUAAAAUUUAGAGGGAAGCCCAUUAUUAGCAUGCUUGAAGAUAUUAGGUUGUAUUUGAUGAAUAGGUCCCAACAAAAUAGACUGAGUAUAUUGAAGGUAGAGUCUGAGUUGUGCCCUAAAGUUUGUAAAAGAUUGCAUAGGGAGAAGAUGAGUAGCAGUAAAUGGUUGGCUUGUUGGUCUUCUGACACAAAAUUUGAUGUUAGGAGUGGGCUACAAAGUUUCAUUGUGGACCUGAAGAAGAGGACAUGUACCUGUAGGAAAUGGGACAUCACUGGUAUUCCAUGCUGCCAUGCAAUUUCAUGCAUAUUCUUCAACAGAGAGGCAGGUGAGAAAUACACCAAUGACUGCUACAAAGUCAGCACAUACAAGGCAUGCUAUGAGCUCAUCAUUGAUCCCAUUAAUGGCCAGAAUAUGUGGAACCCAACUGGACUCCCACCUGUGCAGCCUCCAAUAAAGAGAAGGCCAUCUGACAGGCCCAAGAAGAAGAGAGCAAGAGAACCCAAUAAACCAAAAAGGGGUCAUAGCAAGGGGUUGGGUAUUGCCAAGAGGUGCAAGUCAUGUGGGAAGAUAGGCCACAAUAAAAGAAGUUGCAAAGGUGAGGUUGGACGGAAUUCUUCACUGCCUACAGCUACUGGUGGUGGUCCAAAUAGCAGGAUUUCUAGGCAAAAACAGACAACUAAUGAGCCAAGUGGAGGAGUGGCCAUCAAUGAGCCAAAUCCACCAAGGGCACCACCCACCACGAGAGCUGGAAGCAGUGCAGCAACUACCAGACAAGUUACAAGCAGUGCACCCCCCAAUAGUACAGCAUCCAAUCCAAGCAGCAACACACAUGGAAAUCCAAAGAAGAGAAAGAAGGGGAGUGUCACAAGUGAGACUUUGAAUGCAUCAAGAAAUGCAUCUAGGUACAGAGAAGCAUUGAGCCAGUCAUCUGUGCAUGGGCCAAUGGGAUAA